This is a messenger RNA of Linum tenue, 576 nucleotides long. Lineage: Eukaryota; Viridiplantae; Streptophyta; Magnoliopsida; Malpighiales; Linaceae. The record is from the annotation of a GenBank genome assembly.
CUCUGCUGCCGCCGGUCCUUUUCCUCACUCGAUCGACGACUGCGACGGUGGCGCGAGGCUUCGACGGCGUCGACGGCGACGGUUGCGGCUUGUAAGCAUCGCGACGGUGACGGGAAAACACCAGCAAUGCCGAGAACUAAAGAGCAAGCAGCAAUGAGGCCCUUAACAGGAGGUGAAACCUCGAGGCCUAAACGUACUAAACAACAACAGCAAGAGGAGGAAGAAGAAUUUGAUUUUGUGGAUGAUGAAAUUGAGCAUGAAGACGAUGAUGGGCAAUCCCAUGAGGACGAAGAUGGCGAGGACGAAGAUGGCGAGGACGAAGAUGGUGAGGACGAAGAUGGUGAGGACGAAGAUGGCGAGGACGAAGAAAAUGCUGAAAAAGCAGGAGGGCGCCAGUAUAGAUUUCGCUGUACCACCAAGAAGGUGUUGUCAAUUAUAAAAGACUGGAAGCAAGAUCCACGAUACUAUGAAGCUUGCAAGAGAGAGAUCGAGAAGGCUGGAUUUGGAGGCCUAUUUGAGCUUCGGCUGGUCGAUGUUCCUAAGCAGAUGCUGCCUACCUUGAUGGCACAUUACGAC